This is a messenger RNA of Malurus melanocephalus (red-backed fairy wren), 1365 nucleotides long. It is a transcript of the gene NDUFAF1, whose product is annotated as NADH:ubiquinone oxidoreductase complex assembly factor 1. Gene Ontology annotation, cellular component: mitochondrion. Gene Ontology annotation, biological process: mitochondrial electron transport, NADH to ubiquinone; mitochondrial respiratory chain complex I assembly. The record is from RefSeq and is a predicted model, not a curated record. NCBI's taxonomy places the organism in Eukaryota, Metazoa, Chordata, Aves, Passeriformes, Maluridae. The annotation marks the transcript as partial. The transcript is spliced from 5 exons.
UGCGCGAAGCGCGGGGCGGGACGGGGGCGGGGCCGCUGCCGUUGUCCCCUCACGGAGCUGCGCGCUGUCCCCGCGCCCCGUCCCGCGGCCGCUCCUCCGCGCCCAGAGACCCGCGGAGAUCAAGGACCGCGCCUCGGCCGCUGCGGCAGCCGGGACAUAGGUGGCCGCCGUCGCUGGCGGCAGAACCGGAGCGGCGCGGUGCGGUGUGCGUUCCUUGUCCGGCCGAGCGCGGCGGACCCGCCGGCGGCAGUGGUAAGCAGCUACAGGAGGCCAGGGGCAGAGCCUGAGAAAAAACCAUCUUGGCAGAAUGUUGAUUUCAGCUUUAAGAAGAGCAUUGAUCACCUAAAGACCCAGCUAAGCUUGCUGAARAAGGAAACACAAGAUUACUUACUGGGACCUGGAGGCCAUCCAUUAAGUCAGCACCUGCUGGAACACACGAGGGUGUUGUGGCAGUUUCGGAGCCAAGAAGAUUUAAAUAAGUGGGUUAUUUCCUCUGAUGUAGAGAUUGGAGGGAAAAGUGAAGUUUAUCUCAAAUUGGGUAGGAAUAACCAGGCUGCUCUGCUGUAUGGAACCCUCAAUACAGAAGUACCUCGUGAUGGGGAGACAAAAUACAGUGGAUAUUGCAGUAUGAGAUCUAGACCAGCAGUGGGAUCUUUUAAAAGGAAGAAGUUUUAUGACUGGUCAAACUUCAACACUCUAUAUUUACGUGUCCGUGGUGAUGGCAGACCUUGGAUGGUAAACAUUUAUACAGACCCUUACUUCUCUCAUCAAAAGGAUGACCUCUACAGCUACUUCAUGUUCACACGAGGAGGCCCAUACUGGGAGGAAAUAAAGAUUCCAUUCUCCAAAUUCUUUCUCUCCAGUCAGGGAAGAGUCCAGGAUAACCAGCAUCCUGUCUGGUUAGACAAGAUUAGAACACUUGGCUUCACCAUUGGAGAUAAAGUGAAUGGUCCAUUCCAGCUGGAGAUCGAUUUUAUUGGUCUGCUGAACGACAGAGCUCAUAGAGAAGAGUUUGCCUAUGAGGCCUAUGACAAGAAUACUCCAGUCUAAGUUGGGCUGGUGUCCUUUGGAAAAUUCUUCAGAUAUUUGGUUUAUUUUUAUAAAAUACUUCUUAAAAUGUGGCUUUUAACACCUUGAAGAGCCUGUGUAAAMUUAAAACAGUUAAGUGGAUGAAAUGUGACAGCACUGGCAUGUUUGCACUCCUAAAUACAGAAUCCUGCAGAGAUUGUACAUACAUGGACUGGAACAUAGCCGGAGGAGAUGUGAUGUGUUCUCACAAAGUAGUAACUCUCCUCUGGGUAAGUUUUGGCUUCUGUCCUGACCUUGAUUGAAAUAAAAGUAUUUAAUGAGUUCGUGGUUCUUUUU